AGUAGUAGUGUGGCUAUGCAUACAAGCAGAAUUUAGAAAAGCAGCAGCAGUGUUCAAGUGAGGGGAAAAAAUAAUUAAGGAUGAUGAUGGAAAUAGAGGAAGUAAGCAGCUAUGAAGCACUGCCCCUUCUCUCACUGAACCAUGUGUCUCUCUUGUGCAGAUCAGUGUGGGAUUCUGUGCGGUUCUAUGAAGAUGUCUUGGGCUUUGUUCUCAUCAAACGCCCCUCUUCUUUCAAAUUCAAUGGAGCUUGGCUGUACAAUUAUGGUAUUGGCAUACACUUGAUCGAGAACCCAUCAAUUGAGGACUUCGACGCCAUUAAUGAACCAAGACCAAUUAAUCCCAAGGAUAACCACAUGUCCUUCCAAUGCACGGAUGUUGGGCUGGUUAAGAGGAGACUGGAAGAAAUGGGAAUGAGAUAUGUGACAGCGGUGGUUGAAGAUGAUGGAGUGAAGGUUGAUCAAGUGUUUUUCCAUGACCCAGAUGGGUACAUGGUGGAGUUAUGCAACUGUGAGAACAUUCCAAUUCUGCCGUUGUCUUCCUGCUCAUUCAAGCCCAGAAUGGGAAGUUUCAAGGGGGAAGCACCAAGCAAGUGUGGAUUUAUGGAGAAUGUGAUGAUGGAGAGCCUUAGCAUGGACAUGAUGAACUUCUCGUUUUGAGCCUUGCAAUAUAUGUGAAUUUGGACAUACCAAACUAUGUUAUGUUGAAAAUGCAAUUGUACUAAUUAAUGAUCUUGUAAGGUCUUGUAUCUUGGUUUGAUAAAUGCAGAGUCUGUCUAUGGUUCUUUGUAGUAAAUUGUGAAAAUGAGUGAGUUGUAUGGGGUUAUCCCAUGUUCGUUUGGCUGUAUGUGCCUUUCAAUCAACAAAAAAUAAAUACUGUAUGCAAAUAA
Mangifera indica (mango) is the source of this 886-nucleotide messenger RNA. Its product is annotated as metallothiol transferase FosB-like. Bases 81 to 656 code for a protein of 191 amino acids. The transcript is spliced from 3 exons. The record is from RefSeq and is a predicted model, not a curated record. Lineage: Eukaryota; Viridiplantae; Streptophyta; Magnoliopsida; Sapindales; Anacardiaceae.